Sphenostylis stenocarpa is the source of this 855-nucleotide messenger RNA. The record is from the annotation of a GenBank genome assembly. Lineage: Eukaryota; Viridiplantae; Streptophyta; Magnoliopsida; Fabales; Fabaceae.
AUGAUGCUUCGGUUCCUUCUGCCACUUGUCGUGUUGGCGAGUUGUAAGGAGAGUAACAAAAUGGCGAAAGCACAGUAUACAGUAGAUUCAGCCAGAGCGUCUUUGGUUAGACAAGAAGACACCAUAAUAUUUGCUUUGAUCGAGAGAGCCAGGUUUCCUUUGAAUUCCCCAACUUACAAUCAGAGUUACACUUCCAUUCCCCAAUUUCAAGGUUCAUUGCUUGACUUUGUCAUCAGCAAUACAGAGGCCAUGCAGUCCAAGGCAGGAAGAUACAUUAAUCCUGAAGAAAAUCCUUUCAUCCCAACAAAUUUACCACCCUCGGUUGUGCCACGUUACCCCUUCUCACAGUUUUUGCAUCCUGCAGCUGCUUUGAUUAACAUGAACAAGGAAAUUUGGAAACUGUACUUCAAUGAGCUGCUUCCAAUGUUUGUUGCUUCCGGUGAUGAUGGCAACUAUGCACAAACUGCUGUGACCGAUCUUAUGUUGUUGCAGGCCAUCUCUAGAAGGAUUCAUUACGGAAAAUUUGUAGCUGAGGCCAAAUUCAGAGAAGCUCCUCAAGGCUAUGAGCCUUUAAUUCGUGGCAGGGACAGGGAAGCAUUGAUGAAAUUGUUGACAUCUGUGAGAGUUGAAGAGAUGGUGGUGAAGAGGGUUGAAAAGAAGGCCAUGGUGUUUGGACAGGAAGUGAGUCUUGACCAUGAUGUCAAGGGAGGAACAUACAAGGUUGAUCCAUCAGUGGUUUCUCUCUUGUACCAGAAAUGGUUAAUACCCCUCACAAAAACUGUUGAAAGUAGAAGAGAGUGUAGAAAGAUCAAAACCCUAAACUAUAACCCUAGCUUCGUAAAACGCAUUGAUUAG